CCAAAAUCUUCCACAACCCUUGACACAUGACACACAACAGAGUCGCACAGCCAGGGCAACACACACUCUCAGGUCUCCACACCACAGCACCACCAGCCAGGUACACACACUCCUCUCACUAAACCCCAUCCACUCCUUUAUCAUCAUCAUCUCCCUCCCUUUCUUCUUCCUCCCCUCCUCUACUCGCAGCUCACUCUUCCUGCCAUCCAUGGCAAAUGCUUCUCUCCAGUCCUUUCUUCUUCCCCAACACCAUUCUUUCCUCGGAACCGGCAUCCAUGACAGCUCCCCUUCUGUUGUGCUCAGGUUCACUACCAACACCAGCACCAGCAUUUCCUUCAGGCUCUUCUCCAACACCUCCCCCUCAGUGACCACAACCUCAACCCCCAACUCAUCGACUCCGACUCCAGUCACCCUGGCUGCAGCAAACACGCCGCCUGCCCCCUCCCUAGACCUCCUCGGUCACCAGCUUGCAGUGGGAGAUUACCGACAGGCCGACGAGACCACCCGCGCGCUCAUCAUUGACCUCGCAGGUGAGUCCGCACGGGGUCGAGGGUACGUCUUCUUCUCGGAGGUCCAGUUCAUCUCCGUCGAGGACCUCCGUGCCAUCGACAAGCUCUGGAGGGAGCACAGCAAUGGCAAGUUUGGGUACAGCGUGCAGCGUCGGCUGUGGGAGAAGUCGCGGCGCGACUUCACCCGCUUCUUCAUCAGGAUUGGCUGGAUGAAGAAGCUGGACACUGAAAUUGAGCAGUACAACUACAGGGCCUUCCCUGAUGAGUUCAUAUGGGAGAUGAAGGAUGACACACCAGAGGGUCACCUGCCUCUCACCAAUGCCCUCAGGGGGACACAGCUCCUGGGAAAUAUACUCACACACCCUGCCUUUGAGGAGAGCCAACAAGAGGAAGCAGCAGAGGAGAGUGUCACAGCUACUACCACUGAUCAGAGCAAAGAUGGUAACAAAGGGAAGGAGAGACCGAAGUUUAUGAGAGAUUUCGAGCCUGACUACUCCUUUUGAGGCUGGCAAGAAAGGCAUGGGAGUUUGUGAUGCAGAGAUGCUGUCAUGGGGCAAUUGAUUUAAAAGAUCAUGUAUCUGUAGUUCUGUUUGCCUUACUUUGUCUUAAACAUGCAUGAAAAAUUGCACAAUAUAUUAUGAAUAUAAUUGGUUGAGGUA
This is a messenger RNA of Phragmites australis (common reed), 1168 nucleotides long. Its product is annotated as tetrapyrrole-binding protein, chloroplastic-like. The coding region runs from base 209 to 1012 and encodes 267 amino acids. Gene Ontology annotation, biological process: chloroplast-nucleus signaling pathway. NCBI's taxonomy places the organism in Eukaryota, Viridiplantae, Streptophyta, Magnoliopsida, Poales, Poaceae. Gene Ontology annotation, cellular component: chloroplast. The transcript has a single exon. The record is from RefSeq and is a predicted model, not a curated record. Gene Ontology annotation, molecular function: tetrapyrrole binding.